Messenger RNA from Panicum hallii, 1872 nucleotides. Its product is annotated as SPX domain-containing protein 3. Gene Ontology annotation, biological process: cellular response to phosphate starvation. The transcript has 4 exons. The record is from RefSeq and is a predicted model, not a curated record. Bases 441 to 1178 code for a protein of 245 amino acids. NCBI's taxonomy places the organism in Eukaryota, Viridiplantae, Streptophyta, Magnoliopsida, Poales, Poaceae.
GGAUCAAGCCCCGAUCGUGUCCCCGAGUCCGCGCAUGUAAAGGAAUAUGCCUUGCGCAGAUUCGAUCUUAUUCCUGCAUGUCCAGUCCCCGGUCCUCCCUCUGACGCUUUACUCUUCUGCCUGACGAAGAAGCAUUCUCCCGAUGACCCGGCCGGUUGCUGCUGCUUGGACAUGCAUGCCACAGUCGGCGACCCUGACGACUGAUCCGGCCGGUCGGUUAGGACUCUACAAAUCAUGGCGAUCUCUCGCUGUUGUGAUGGUGAAAACCCUGUGAAAGCAGUCACGUUCGUUCCCCUUCCUUCCUGUCCUCCAUGCCAACCAUGGCAUAUGCUCCCAGCGUAAGCGUACUAGCACGAGAUCUUACUUACUAGCUACGACGGGCUGUUGGGGUUGAGCAACCCGACCGAGCUGAGCAUUGUGAGUGAGGCACAGGAGAGGAGAUGAAGUUCGGGAAGAGGCUGAAGAAGCAGGUGGAGGAGAGCCUCCCGGAGUGGAGGGACAAGUUCCUGGCGUACAAGCGCCUCAAGAGGCUCGUCCGGCUCGUGCCGUCGUCGCCGCCGCCCCGCCGGAGGGCCGCCGAGGCCGCCUUCGUGCGGCUGCUUGACGGCGAGGUCGACAGGUUCAACGCCUUCUUCCUGGAGCAGGAGGAAGACUUCGUCAUCCGCCACAGGGAGCUGCAGGAGGCGGUGAAGAAGGUGGUGGCGGGCGACCGUGAGGCGGCGGCGGAGGUGAGGCGGGUGCGCAGGGAGGUCGUCGACCUGCACGGGGAGAUGGUGCUGCUGCUCAACUACAGCGCCAUCAACUACACAGGGCUGGCCAAGAUCCUCAAGAAGUACGACAAGCGCACCGGGCGGCUCCUCCGGCUGCCCUUCAUCGAGAAGGUGCUCGGGCAGCCCUUCUUCGCGACGGAGCUCAUCUCCAGGCUCGUCCACGAGUGCGAGGCCACCAUGGAGGCCGUGUUCGAGGCCGGUGGAGGGCGUUCCGGCGCCGGUGCGACACCCGUGGCCGCAGCGGCCACCGAGCAAGGCAUCUUCCGGAACACCAUCGCCGCACUGGUCACCAUGGGCGAGCUCCGCAGCGGGAGCUCCACGUACGGGCACUUCUCGUUGCCGCCGAUGGCCUCGCCGGAGUCCGACCUCCUGCGGUGCCUCCAGGUCGCCGAUCCGGUGCCCAUCUGAGAGGCAGACGGGCGGGGAGUUUCAGCUCAGCUCUAGUCUUCGAUUGUUUUAUGAGACAGGCCAUGCAGAUGUUCUGAGAUAGGCCAAGCAGAGGAAUUCUAGGAACCUCCCAAGAUUUAUUUUUUUUUCAAAAAACAACACAACUCCUAUAAAUGAAUUUGUAAGCUUAGAAUAGAGUGGACAAAGGAUGAACUGCUCCUUAAAAUAAGUAAAUUUUAUGGAUGGUCGCUAAACUAUUGAGCGCAAAAACUGCAUUUUGGGCUCUCUAAAAUAUUUAAGUGGGUCAGAGAAGGCUCUCUCUUCCUAAACUCCAAUCCCUAGCUUUAAUCAUACUGGAGAUAGCAGCACAACGAAUACAGAUCCCCCUGUUCCAAAAUACAAAUCGUUUAUCCUGUCUUAAGCAAACUUAUCUGACUUUAACUAAAUUAAACAUACUAACGUCUACGUCAUCAAAUACAAUACGAACUGUCAUUGUUAGUGCAUUUAUUUAGAAUUAUAGAAGUUAAUAUAAUUUCCUAUUAAUAAAGAAUUUUAAUCUUGAACAAAACUAAAAUUACCUACAUUUUUCGAACGGCUGGUGUAAUGUUUAGCAUUCAAACAUGGGGAAAACAGACUUGCUGUGCGCUACCAAUCUCCUAAGAAUUUUUCCCCAAAAAAGAGGACAGCUUUUAGAUCAACUUAUAUGCUGCCAGAC